Messenger RNA from Benincasa hispida (wax gourd), 543 nucleotides. The record is from RefSeq and is a predicted model, not a curated record. Lineage: Eukaryota; Viridiplantae; Streptophyta; Magnoliopsida; Cucurbitales; Cucurbitaceae.
GAUCUUGUUCGUCACCUCUGUGAUGUUACUGAAGUUAACGGUGAUGGAUCUCUUUGCGACGACUUUAUCGCCAGAGUUUCGGAUCGGCUUUCUUCUGGCGCGUUGUCUUGGAGCCGCCAUCGGGGUAUAUGAUUUCUGUACAGCUUCUUCAGAAAUCUGUACAGCUUCUUGCUUGGCCUUUAAACUAUCGGACAACAAAUUUCCAUGGCCAAAUUAAGAACAACGAUGGCCUCGCGUCAAAUCUCGUGCCAGGCCUUGAAUUACCAAGCAAGGAGAUAUGGGGAGAGAUCCUCUUUGUUCUAUAUAAAUUGACCACAAUUCAAUAUGCAUCUAACCAUAGUACUGAAAAUGAUAUUCUUCUGCAUUUUGUUCCAGAACUUCUGUUCCUAUCUCUGGAGGCGCUCAUGAAGACUCAAAAUGAUGAUGUCCGAUUGAAAUAUGUAGCUGGUGGUGCAUGAGUUUGGGUGAUAUUUUUGAAUGUUUGCAUUUGCAUACAGAUGAAGCCAAGUUUUCUCAUUUCUCACUCUUCUUUUAUCUGAUGUG